This is a messenger RNA of Morone saxatilis (striped sea-bass), 400 nucleotides long. RefSeq names its product D-dopachrome tautomerase (gene ddt). NCBI's taxonomy places the organism in Eukaryota, Metazoa, Chordata, Actinopteri, Moronidae. The record is from RefSeq and is a predicted model, not a curated record. Gene Ontology annotation, molecular function: phenylpyruvate tautomerase activity.
ACAGGAUUGUUAUUCAGUACCACACGCUUCAGCCACACCAGGUCGGAAAGAAGGGGACUGUCAUGAGCUUCUUGUGAAGCAUGUUUCUGACACACGAUCGCAUUCCUAAAAGAAGAAAACGAAGAAAGCAGAUUGGAUCUCAGUAUUAAUCACUCAAUGAAGUAAAGCUAGUUCUUUUCAGGCCACUUGCUGUAGUUUCGUGCCCUAUCCAGGUACACUGUGUACUCCAUUUUACACAUCUGCAGUUGUUCCUACAGCUGUAAAACGUGAUGUUAAUCAGUCCUGUUUUUUAAUGAUUAAUCCCUAUUAUUGUUACCAUUUCUGAGAUCACUUGUGUUACACACUAUUAAAGAAGAUCAUACUAGAAGAACAUGGAAUAAAAACAAUCUCUGAGAAGAGA